This is a messenger RNA of Stegastes partitus (bicolor damselfish), 3594 nucleotides long. It is a transcript of the gene myzap, whose product is annotated as myocardial zonula adherens protein. Gene Ontology annotation, biological process: intracellular signal transduction. Lineage: Eukaryota; Metazoa; Chordata; Actinopteri; Pomacentridae. The coding region runs from base 292 to 1977 and encodes 561 amino acids. The transcript has 14 exons. Gene Ontology annotation, cellular component: intracellular anatomical structure. The record is from RefSeq and is a predicted model, not a curated record.
CUGGAGUCAGGACAAUGACAUAGCUGUGUUUGUGUUGCUGAGUUUGUGGCUCAUGAGCAGCACCUGGUUGUUUCACUGACAGAAGGGAAACCUCGGAGCCCCCCGUGGACUCCCACCAGCAGCAGGCUUGACAGAGUGGAAUUUCCCUCCUCUUCCCAGGCUGCAGCCGGGGGCAGAUGGUCGCUCUGAGAGUCUGAGCAGAAACUCAGGAAGGAGAGCGAGAGGAAGGGUGGAGGGAGGAGGGCCGGACAGGGAGAGGAAGAGAAGCGAGGAGUGGACAGAAGAGGAGACAUGCUUCGCUACGGUUCAGGACGAACUGUUUCCACCACCACAACCACCACAACAGAGGACUCUCCAGAGUCUUCAAGUGAGAGGGGCAUCAGACGCCUGAGGUUGACUCUACAUGCAGGAGAUAAUGGAAACAAGGAACCCAAAACUGCAAACUCAGCAACGGCUGAGAAAGAGAAAGACGUCAAUGGAGCCUGGAAGAAGAAGAACGGGCUGAUCCAAAGAGAGAGGCCAGCUGGCAGGGAGUCGCCUCAGCAGCACCUCGGAGACAUGACCAAUGGGGCGCCAGAGACCUCGCUGCAGCAUCAUGGGCCCAAAGUGUUCGGUGUGGUGCAGAGGACGGGCUCGGACAGACAGCAGGAAGUGAUGGCGCGCGAGUGGACAGUCAGUCACCUUCACGAUGAGAUGAGGUACAUCAGGGAGGUGAGAGACUCUCUGGAGAAGGUGAGGGAGCGAAUGUACGGCCAGUUUGGAGGAAUGCAGAAAUCAAUGGAGAAGCUUUCACUGGAAAUCAGGACUGCCAACUCACACCGGAGGAGUCUGGAGUCAGAGGUGAGGAUCCGGACGUCAGCCAUGGAGAGCUUUGAUCAGAUGAACAGCUCCCUUAUAUCUGCUAACAUCGGUCUGCAGAAAUCCCUUCUGGAGAACUGUCAGAACAGAGUGGGCAUGAGAGACGAGGUGAAGAGUUUGCGAAGUACCUGCGAGCAAACAAAAGAAAAACUCAGAGAAAAAGAACAGGAGCUGGCUGCAGCGCAGGCUGAAAACCAAACUUUGAGACAUCAGGUUGAGUCUUCGCGGGAGGCCAACAACCAGGCGCUGCAGGAGCUCUCAGCAAAGCUACAGAGGGAGUACGAGGAAAAGCUGCACGAGGAACAAAGGAAACACAGGGAGGAGAUCGAAAACCUACAGGCCCAACUCGAUGAGUACAUCAGGCGACUGGAGGAAGCCGAGAGAAACAUCAGGAUCGCAGAAGCCAAGAUCGCUGAGCGGGACCAGAGGAUCAUCGAAGUGGAGCGUCUUCUCGACUGUAUGGGAAAGGAGAAAGGUCAACUCCAGAAGAAGCUGCAGGAAUGUGAACAGCGUCUCCGGCUGAUGGAGCUGCAAGACAGAACCGAUGGAACCGUCGCAAAAAGAUCCAAAGAGUUGCAGAGUGAAACCGUGGAUCUCCGUGAGAGAAUCAAACACUUGAACGACAUGGUGUUCUGCCAGCAGAGGAAAGUCAAAGGAAUGAUCGAGGAGGUGGAAACACUACGAGGUCAAGUCGCUCAGAAGGACAUGUUCAUCUCAGAGCUCCUGGACAGAAUCGCCAUCGUGGAGUGUGAGAAUAAUGAAUUAGAAGACAAGCUGAAGUAUUUUAUGUCCACACAGAAUAACUCGCGAGAGGUUUUGGAAACCAGAGAGAUAGGAGUAGGCUGUGAUCUGCUCCCCAGUCGCUUCCUGCAGUCCCACCCCACGGUGCCGCCUGAUGCGUUCUCCUACAACCGCCACUCUGAGUCCGACCCUCCGGCUGCGAGUCCGGUUCAGUCCGGGAGAGACGAGGUGGACGCGGGAACGAACUCAGAAACACGAUCAAGUUCAGAGGAGUCCACCUCAUCCCUGUCCUCUUCCCAACCGAGAUCAAGAACGCCUGGAGUUUAUACGCCGUUCAUGAAACUUAUGGAAAUUACAGCUAAGAUAAAUAUAGAGUAAACUUAGAGCAAUAGUUUGACAUUUUGGGAAGUUUAUGAGCCAAGACUUAAAUAAGGAGAUUGAUGGCACUCUCACUUUUGAAACCACAACUAGCAGCUGGUUAGCUUAGCUUAGCACAAAGAUAGAAAACAAGGUGAAACAGCCAACCUGCGGGGUUUGUCCAGAAGACGUCUGACUCACUGGAUGUAGAUUGUGAGCAUAAGCUUGACAUCAGCCGCACAUAUUAUGGGAAUUUCUUCCUUAAUCUGCACGCUACCAUUUUCAAAUUUUUCGUCACUCCAGGAAACAACAACAACCUCCAAGCAGCAACUGAAAAUUUCAAGUUUUCCAUGGACUUAGAUCAUGCAGUAAAGCAGAACUGCUAAAUUGUUUUGAUUGGUUUAAAGAAAUACAAACAAGCAAGACAGUUUUCCCCCUACAGUAGAAUGAAGUGUAGUCGACCGUUCAGUGAUGAAGAACGAUCCGACUAUGUGAGAAAAGCAACAAAAUGGGCCGAGUUUUACCUUCAGACCUUGGGUUGAUGUUUACAAGCAACAAUUUGUCACACAAUCGGGGUUAUGAGAGCAAAAAUCAGCAAAACCCAGAAGAAACUUAAAGCUCAAAGUCAAAAAAAUAGUACAUUCACAGAAUCUUAAGAAAAUAAAAUGAGUUGAAAAGUUAAUUAGAGGGCUUUAAGACUGCUGGUAGGCAGAUAUUGUUAUAUUUGGAAAAAACAAACUAAUUAUUUCCCUUAGUUUUUUUCAGUCAUUAUGCUAAGCUAAUCUAUAUGCAACUACAUUUAGCUUAGCAUAGUGCUAAUAUGCACUCUUUACAAAACUUGAGAAUGGCAUCAAUCUUCUCUUGUAACUCUUGGCAAGAAGGCAAAUUACUGUAAUUCCCCCAAAAAGUUGAAGUAUUCCUUUAAACUUAGUUGGCUUUGGUCUAAUUUUCACUCCUGAUUAUCUUUUUUUAACUCACCACACGUAUGGUGAAGAAGAUAAUUGUGAUCGAUGAUGUAAAAAGUCAGCCUAUGUUUGCACAUAGCUCUAGUAAUAUUAAUAAUACAAAAAUGUUGCUUCGUGCAAGGUGUAAAUAAUCUGAUUUUUUAAGAUACUGUACUGAAGAACUAUAUUUUGUUUGUUUACAGUGAAUGUAGCCUCGUUAAGCUUUAAGCAUUUAGUCCUAUAUGAAGAUUGAUACGGUUAUCGUGUGUAUUUUCCCGUCAUUUUAUAUUUGCUCUGUACAAAUUAAAUGAAUAGUAUUUUGCUAUUGUCACAUUAUGUACAUAAUAUUUAUUAACAUGCUUUGUGCCUUCGUGAACAGCCUACUAUCUGACACCGGUGGUGGGAGUGAAUCUCUUUUAACUGGCAACAGGGUUUAUGUGAUAAUAUGGUUCUGUACUGACGAUGAAACUGUUCAAUCACUUUAAGGAUAUUGACUUUAAUGAGGUGACUGCCAUUCCUGAGCCACAGGCGCAAGUAUUAUCCAGCUGUUGUCUGUACUGCCACAACUGUGUUUGAAAAAAAACAACAACAAAAGCUUUAUGAUGUGCCUUUUCUGUAAUGAUACAUAUCAGACUGCAAUUAACGAAAAGAGGCCAGCAUACGUUUGGAUAAUAAAGACUAUACUGUUCAAGUA